CUCUCAACAUUUCAGUAAUUCCUCUUUCGAGACCAAAGCUCUUUUUGUGUGCGUGUGUGUCAAGCGUAUGCCCCGGGAUUGUCCUUCUCCGCUUCCCUUUCUCGGUGUUCCUUCUUGCUUUAGGGACCGGAAGAGUCCUUGAACCAAAAUAGCUCGGUGGGCACUUCCGGGGCCGGAGCCCAGGGUUCCCGGAGGGUGCAAGCAGGAGAGGGAAAGGCAGCGGCGGCGGCAGCUGGAGAAUGAAGAAGGAGCAUGUGCUGCACUGCCAGUUCUCCGCGUGGUACCCGCUCUUCCGAGGCGUUACCAUCAAGAGUGUCAUUCUUCCACUUCCUCAGAAUGUGAAGGAUUAUUUACUCGAUGAUGGAACUCUGGUGGUUUCAGGAAGGGACGAUCCACCAACACAUUCUCAGCCAGACAGUGAUGAUGAAGCAGAAGAAAUACAGUGGUCUGAUGAUGAGAACACAGCCACGCUUACGGCACCAGAAUUUCCUGAGUUUGCCACUCAAGUCCAGGAAGCUAUCAAUUCCCUCGGGGGCAGUGUCUUUCCUAAGCUUAACUGGAGUGCCCCAAGGGAUGCGUAUUGGAUAGCAAUGAAUAGUUCUCUGAAAUGUAAAACCCUCAGCGACAUCUUUCUACUUUUCAAGAGUUCUGAUUUCAUCACUCGUGACUUCACUCAGCCGUUUAUUCAUUGUACUGAUGAUUCUCCAGAUCCAUGUAUAGAAUAUGAGCUUGUUCUCCGAAAAUGGUGUGAAUUGAUUCCUGGCGCUGAGUUUCGAUGUUUUGUCAAGGAAAACAAGCUUAUUGGUAUUUCUCAAAGAGACUACACACAAUACUAUGAUCAUAUUUCUAAACAAAAGGAAGAAAUUUGCAGAUGUAUACAAGACUUUUUCAAGAAACACAUACAGUACAAAUUCUUAGAUGAAGACUUUGUGUUCGAUAUAUACAGAGACAGUAGGGGGAAGGUGUGGCUCAUUGAUUUUAAUCCAUUUGGCGAAGUCACAGAUUCACUGCUGUUCACCUGGGAAGAACUGAUAUCUGAGAACAACUUAAACGGCGAUUUUAGUGAAGUAGAUGCUCAAGAGCAGGAUUCCCCAGCUUUCCGUUGCACCAACAGUGAAGUGACAGUCCAGCCCAGCCCCUAUUUGAGUUACCGGCUGCCCAAGGACUUUGUAGACCUGUCUACAGGGGAGGACGCUCACAAGCUAAUAGACUUCCUUAAGCUGAAGAGAAAUCAGCAAGAGGACGACUGAUGAGUGUGCUGGAGCUGGAGAAGAGGAGGCCCCGCCCCGCCGCUCGGGAGCUGCUCAUCAGCCGCAGCUUCCUGCCAACCCUGAUGCGGGCGGGCCAGGCAGUGUGGACAUC
Molecule: messenger RNA, 1362 nt
Organism: Macaca mulatta (Rhesus monkey)
Lineage: Eukaryota; Metazoa; Chordata; Mammalia; Primates; Cercopithecidae
Gene: CDC123
Product: cell division cycle 123
Cellular component (GO): cytoplasm
Source: RefSeq, marked provisional